AUGUUCUUCGAAGCUUUCGUAGUCUGUCACGAUUCUCAUUCGAGACACCGACCAAUGCGUAUUAGGGGCUGGUGUCGUGCGAGGUGCGUGCUCUCGUCUUUUGUGGGUGAUCAGUCCACGGGUGCUGCGUUUAAGUGCAUCCGAGCGUUGGGCCAGAACGUCGGUAGUGUUGCGUUAUUUCGGAAUUAUGCUUUGCGUGCGGUGCUUGCGUUUGAUGUCUUCGGUAGGAACUCAGUUACCGGUUGA
This is a messenger RNA of Microthlaspi erraticum, 246 nucleotides long. The record is from the annotation of a GenBank genome assembly. Lineage: Eukaryota; Viridiplantae; Streptophyta; Magnoliopsida; Brassicales; Brassicaceae.